GAUAGACCAUAAUUCCCUCAAAUCGACAUUUUUGCAUAGACAGUUCAUGUGAUUUGUUUUCUAGAAAUCCAAUUAAGGAGCACGAAAGUUCUCAGUAAAUGUGUGCUGGCGAUUUUUUGUGUAACUAGGAUGAUUGUAAAUCCCGAAAUAUUGCAGAAUGCAGUUUUUAGAUUUAGUUUAUUCCAUUUAUUGAUUAUGUAAUUUAUGUUAAGAUGGAUAACAAUGAGUAGCAAUGAACUCAGAAAAAUAGCGAGAGUGCAGAUAUUGUGGUGGUUGUGUAUAUUUAGAAUGGAUAAAUCAUUAAACUUAUCAUCUCUAACAUCCAAUGUUCCUGCAUCCUUACAAACUCCUCCUGGUGAUCCUGAAUUUGUAAAACUUCCAGCAAAGCACAGAUGUUUGAUAUGUCACAAUGUGAUGAGAGAUGCUGUGAUGACACUUUGUGGGCAUCGUAUGUGUGAGGGUUGUCUUACUCCUCUAUUGUUUGAUCCUCAGAAUAAAGAACCUCUACACUGUCCUGGAAAAGAGGAAUUUUGUAUAGAACUCAAACCUGAUGAGAUACAUGGAGAUAAUGGAACAAGAAGAGAAAUAAGAAAAUUACUUGUGUAUUGUACAUAUAAAGCUUACGGAUGUCCAGAAAAGUUACCAUGGAAAGAUUUAAUGACACAUGGAUCACAGUGUAAGUAUAAACCUAUAACAUGUACACACAAUGGAUGUGAAGUAAAGUGUUGUGAAGAUAAAAUGGAAACUCAUAUUAAAAACUGUGACUUCAGACCUGUCAGAUGUAGUUACUGUGAAGAAACUGUCCCAUUCAGUCUACAAGCAGAUCAUCAAGAAAAGACUUGUAGAAAAGUUAUAGUACCUUGUCCAUAUAAAUGUGACCAUCAACCAGGGCCAAGGGAAGAGAUAGAAAUUCAUAUGCAGACAUGCCAGUUAAGACCACAAGAGUGUAAAUUCAAAUCUAUGGGAUGUCAAUUUGUGGGAUCAGAAAGGGACAUGCAAAAACACAAUAAGGAUGCUGCAGAUGAACAUUUACAGAUGAUAACAAUGUAUACAGCUAGUAUGGAUCUACAGAGUAUGGAGAUGAGGCGAGAACUUCAGGACAUAUCAGCUGAAAGAGAUACUUUCCAGCAUAUUAUGGAAAGUAUACAAAGAGACAGUUCUAUGUUGAAAGAUCUGGUGGAGAGUAUAAAAGUUGGACAGAAAGAACUAAAGUUAAAAAUUGUUGAAAAGACAGAAAGAAUAAUUCACCUAGAGAAAAAAGUAGAUGACUCAGCAAAGAAGGAAGUAGUAGAUAAACUUGGAAGAGAUGUACAGUCAGUGAAGGAUAGACAAAGCUCAUUGGCAGAAAGAGUUAAUCAGAUAGAAAGAAGUGGAUUUACUGGUGGAGGUACUGGUAGUCAACAAAAUUUACAGGAGACUACAGGUCCACUGGUUACUCAGAUACAACAACAUGAUAGACAGCUUGGCUUACAAGACAUCAGAUUAGCAGAACUAGAUCUCAGAUUCCAGGUUUUGGAAACUGCCAGCUACAGUGGAAUACUGAUGUGGAAAAUAAGGGAUUACUCAAGACGUAAACAGGAAGCUAUUUCUGGUCGCACUGUAUCUCUGUACAGUCAACCAUUUUACACCAGUAGGUUUGGCUACAAAAUGUGUGCCAGGUUAUAUUUAAAUGGAGAUGGGAUGGGAAAAGGAACACACCUAUCUCUUUUCUUUGUAGUGAUGAGAGGUGAAUAUGAUGCAUUGUUACCAUGGCCCUUCCAACAAAAAGUCACCUUAUUGCUACUGGAUCAGGACGCUGGAGCUCGUCAUGUCUCUGAUACCUUCAGACCAGAUCCUACCAGUACCAGUUUCAAAAGACCUACAUCAGACAUGAAUAUAGCAUCUGGUUGUCCAUUAUUUGUCUCUCAUGCUGUCUUAGAAACAAGAACAUACCUGAAGGAUGAUACCAUCUUCAUUAAAGUCAUUGUGGAUAAUGAUGGUAUAAAUGCUCAAGGUUGAAUGUAAAAUGCUUCAUAUAUCCACCUCUUCUGGACCUGGCACUGACAUUUAAAAAUGUUUUUGUAAGGCCACACCAAUUUGAUUAAAAGUUCUUUGGAUUUUCCCGCUCCUGUUUUGGAGAAAUUGACUUUUCAAUAAAAAAAAAUGAUUACCGCUUCCGCCAAUUUUUGGGCCGCAUGCCGCUCCAAAAUUAGUUUAUCCUUGACAUUUUUUUUUCUCUUAGACGUUUUUCUCGUGCAUAUAUUGCUCCGAGCGAUUCAAACGCACGUGUGAUAAAUCGAUUUGUAAAUAAAAGGUCAAAAAUCGGGAUGCCAACAUGAAGUUGUGUCAGAUCAUUGCCGAGGACACGUAGUUAUUAAACACACAGUUAUUUGAAAUGCAUUUCGUUUUACCUGUUCUAGGAGACAAAACUAAAAAAUCUUUCGUUAGAUGACCACGAUCACAUCAGUACUUGUUAGAACCAUUGUCAUCCCCGAUCAUUGUUUCAACAGACAUAGUCCGAGAUAAAAUUUACUCCGACGUCCAAUAGCUGUUUGCUAGACAAGAUGGGGGGCUGUUGCGGGGGCUGUUGUCCCACGGCCCCAGCUUGUCUGGCAAAACAGCCGUUGGACGUCAGAGUAAUCUCGGACUACAACAGACAUAGAUAUCUAGAGCUAUCUGUCUUGGAUGAAAUUAAUAUUAAAUUCACAUGAGUUUUUGAAAAAUGACAGAUUUAUCUUAUUUUAAUGAAAACUCCAUAUCCCCUUGUUAGUCUAUUGACAUGCAAUCAGAACUCUUUUGUAAGGGAAAAUUUAAGAGUUCCAACAUUCGAGACCAAAGUGGUGGUAUUGGAAUUGGCAUGCUUAUAAUAAUUAGGGAUGACGUGUUAUUGGUGCAACCACUUCCAGUUUGAAAUACAUUAAUUGCAGGUUUCAGGGGCAAAAGGAAAAAGUAUUUUGCUAAGUCAGAAUAAUGCAUGUGAAUGUGGUUAAAUGUAUUCUAAGGGAAUAGAUAUAGGAAGAUGUGGUAUGAGUGCCAAUGAGACAACUCUCCAUCCAAGUAACAAUUUAUAAAAGUAAACCAUUAUAGGUCAAGGUACGGCCUUCAACACGGAGCCUUGGCUCACACCGAACAGCAAGCUAUAAAAGGGCCCCAAAAAUUACUAGUGUAAAACCAUUCAAACGGGAAAACCAGCUGUCUAAUCUAUAUAAAAACGAGAAACGAGAAACACGUAUGAACCACAUAAACAGACGACAACUACUGUACAUCAGAUUCCUGACUUAGGACAGGUACAAACAUUUGCAGCGGAAUUAAAUGUUUUAAUACAUUGAGAUCUACAUGCAUAGCAAUAUAAUUAUCUUACUCAGAAUGUUGUUGAAAUAUUCACCUCACUCAUUAUGUUGAUCCUAUUAUUGAUAAAUAGUUCCAACUGGAUGUCAAGCAGCUAAUAAACACUGAUCAUUACCAUAUAAUGAAAACAACUAUAUCAAAAGAUAUUUAAUAUUUUUCAUAGGCAUUUUUUUGGAAUACAUACACAUAUUUUAAUUGUAUUCAACACAUUUCAUUUACCUAACUAACAUAAUUCCUCUUGCUAAACUGCAUCUGAUAUGCUUCCUUAAUAUAUACACAUGUAUGCAUUAAAAUGAAAAUUCACGCAGUCGAAGCUUAUUUGACGAAAAUAAUCGAAAUUAUACAAAACCAAAGCGAACCAAAAAGUUGGGUAUGGUACAGACUGUACUACAGGCACAAAUACAUCAAUUUAAAUAAUAUGCAUAAGAGCAUGUUUAUCCUCCUUUUUCUUACAAGUAACCCAGUUUUAACAUGUACAAAUAUUCUAAAUCGCACAAUUAAAAAAAAAUUAUACCGCUCGCUCCACUUGUAGAGCACCCGCCUCAACAAAACUCAUUUUCAAGAAAUAAAUACAAUCAAAAUAAUUUCGCUCGCUCGCCCCAUAUUUUUUGGAGCUUUUGUCCGAAGAACUAAAAAUCAAAUUGGUGUGGCCUAAGUAACUGAACUAUCUGAAAAAUAUUCUGAGCACCCUUAACGUUAAAUAUUUGACUGAACAGAAAUGUUAAAAAAAGUGUUGGCUAUAUAAAAACAAGUGUAUCUCGUCAGAAUUCACUUGAUAGAAAUAGAUAAAUAAAUUUAAAGUGUAAGAGAUGGUUAUCUUUGCCUCUUCUGGAAAUUAUUUAUGUAUAAGGUAUGAUUUAUUUGUAAUAACAGAUAAGUAACAGGAAAAUCUAUUGUUUCUUAUUUUAUAUACCAUUUUAUUACAUACAGUAUUACAUAUCUACAAUCUACCUCAUUUAAUUUAUUAUUUAUUUUUUAUUAUUUACAGUUUUAUUUAUUAGGCUUUUUACAAAUCUUUUUUUUUUUUAUUUUAUUUGAACACUCAGACACAGAUACAUGUGUAACAUGAGGUCAUUAAUAAUAGCAUUACAUAAACAUUACAGAGUAAACAUGUGGUAUCAAUAAUAUAGAUAUAGCAUAUAGUAGAUAUAACAAUAAUAUACAAAUAUGUUUUUCAACAUUUUCAGAACAUAUUUGCAAUGUUUUUGAUAAAAACAGAAAGUCGUUUAUACAGUUGUACAUUACAUAUUGAAAGCAGACCUUCCAUUUUUUUAUAAUUAGAAUUCACUGUGUAGUAGCUUGGUAGAAACUUUUCCCUUAAAACAACAAUAUUUUGAUCAGAACAUUUAAAUAACAAAUGAAAUUCAUCACCAAUAUUACUCCUAAAACAAAUAUAUAUCAUUAUUAGAGAAGGUAAAACUCUUAGCUCCUAGGUGAUGGAAAUUUCCUCUCCAGGCUGGCACUCAUGAACAUGAUAUCUCUGUUAUAUAACACCAAAUAUCAAUAGCGAUGGUUAAGUUAAACAUUCCAAAUUCAAUUCCAUUAUUCUCCCUCUUCAAAACUUAAAACUUUGAUUAAGCAUACAGUUGAUUGGAAGUUGCCUAGAUUUUUAAAUAAAAGCGUUUAUGUUUUGGCAAAUACCACAAAAGAGAGAGUAAAAAAGGCAUAUCCUUGGGCAUAUACCCAUGGAGACCAUAUGAUAUGAACAAUAUUCAUCUUAUAAAAGAAAUUUCAUGAAAAAAACAAACACUAGUUAUUAACCAAUCAAAAUUCAGUAUACAUGUGUAAGGUGUAAUUACGAUAAAAACAAUUUCAUUCAGUUCAAUCGGAAAAAAGAUCAGUUCCAAGUUACUAAAAUGUUGACACUAGUGUGGUGCCAAAUUUUAAAAUUUUAAUUAAUUACAUAAUUGAGAAAAUAAAAACGUCUUCCUGCUGACAAAAAGUAUGCUAUCACAACUAUGACAAAUAAGGGGGCCUAUUUCAUUAGUAUACUCUGAUCAUAUAACACCAUUCUGAUCAUAUUGAAAAAAAAAACCUUUCUGAUCAUAUAAAUACCAUCUGAUCAUACAAAUACCAUUUGGUCAUAUGAAACAAAAACAUUAUGUCUGACUAUAUAACAAAAAAAAAAUUAUCAGAAUAUAAUUUUAGUGAAAAUUUGACAUAUAUAGGCUUAUGACGUAGUUGUACAAAUCUAUAUUAUGUAUUUAAAAAAAAUAGUAACCAGUAACUACUAAACAGCAAAGAAAAUAAAUUAAGCAUUGAAAAACAAACAUCAUUCAAUGUAUAUAAAUUGAAUAAAAGAAUAUAACUUUAACAAGAUAAACUAAUGUCAUUUUAAAGGUAGUGUCUUUAUAAUCGUCAGAUAUUUUAUAUGGAAGAUAGAAUGGCGAUGGGUGAUAUUUGAUAAUAUUUUAAUGUAUCGAUAUAAAUCAGAAUGAAACAAAGUGUUGCUCAUAAUUGCUGAAAACUGAAAUUGAUUUGUAGAUUGAAAAAAAUGACUAUGGUGGACAGGAGGACAUCUAUAUGAAACAACAACCCAAAAUUAUAUCACUUGAACUGGGGUCAGGAAGGGGUAUUGCUUUUUUGCUAUAGUUUUCAAGGAUAUCAUUAAAAAAAUUCAGUAUGUAAUUCAUAAGCUAGCAAGUACAUGCUAAAUGGUUUUUUUUUUAGAAAAAACAAAAUUUUGUAUAAUUAAUUUGGCCUUGAAAUUUGGAUUGUUUUAUGGGAAUUUUUUGUAAAAGACCUCUUUUCUGCAUCAGUGGCAACUUUCCAUGAAUUAUGACUGAAGUAUGAUUUGAUUUUUAGUCUAUUUUAUGGGUGUUGUCAUUGCUUGCAUAUUCUGCAUUGUUCAAGUUGCAAAGCUGUUAUUCAUAGAUUAGUUUUUAAGUUGAAUGGUACUUGGUUUUCAAUUAUUUAAUCUAUGUAAAUGUUGAAUUGAUUAACAUAUAUUAGGUACUAAUAUUUAAUGGUUACAUUAUUUGCUUAGAGGUUAUAGCUUUUUCCUGGAAAUAGUAAAAAUGUUUAUAUCUUGGUAUAUAACAGCUGUAUUAGUGUGGAAUUUUUGACACAUAAGGGUAGGUACAUUCUUCCAUUAUGUAUAUACCAGGAGAAGCUAGAUUCAUGUAUUCUUGUAUCACCUUCUGAUUUCGAUUUUCGAUUCCAUAUAAAACACAGAAGGAUUAGUAUCUUCUUCAAUUACGUAUUUACCUUGAGAUUCUAGAUAUGUUACAGCUGUUGUUGUACUUGUGUGUUGUCAUUCAAUUUCAAUUUUCGAUUCCUCAUUAAAUACAAAAGGGUUGGGAUCUUCAUCCAUUGUGUAUACACUUUGAGGUGCCUAUAGAUGCACUUUAUAUUUUGAUAUAAUGUUAACUUCAUUGAUAGAUGAACAUAUAAAUUGUAUUUCUUAUUACUUUUGGAAAGAGGAAUUGCUAUCAGAAAUGAUUUUAGGAAGUUUUGACUAGAGCUUAGUCGACAUGAGUAGAGAUGUAAAAAGCUUGGUAGAUUGUAGAUAUGUAAUUCCUGGGUGCAGUGAGACAAAUAUUAGAUAUUUUUAUUUCUGUUUUGUUUGGAAGAUUUCUCUGUUCUUUCAGAAGAAAUUCUUAAGUUUUUGAUAAUUUGAUAAUAAACAUAUUUUAUGUGUUUUGUUUGGAAUAUUUCUCUGUUCUUUAAGAAGAAAUUCCUAAGUUUUUGAUAAUUUGAUAAUAAACAUGUUUUAUGUAAGACAAAUUUAAUUUAUUCAAGAUAGAAAUAUACUGUAUUGUAAACUUAUCAUAAAUGUAUAUAGCUUUCAGGGAUUUUUAUCAUAUUUCGUGUAAUGUCUUGUUUUAAUCAUGCUAUUGUUUCAGCAUGAUUAUAUUGUAAUGUAACUUCAGUCUUUUCCAUAACAUUUAAGUUUAACAUGAUUAUAUUUUUAUUCUAUAUUUAGUCUUGAAUUAUACAUUUAAUCAAUUAAUAAAUUACAAUUUAAAGACAAUGUAACAUCAUAUAGCAAAAUUGUCUGAAAGAGGUUGAAAUUCUUAUGAUAAAUCAUUUCAGAAAUUAGAGAUGUUUAAAUUUAUGAAAUAGUAUUAACUUAACAUCCCUUUACAUAUAUGGGUAAUUUUCAAAAAAUGUUCCAUUUUGAAAUUGCAAACUGAAUAAAAGUUAACCACCCUUUUAUGAGCAAAAUCAAAUUAAACAAUACUUUUGGAACAAUAUAUAAAAAAAUACAAUCUUAAUAAUGUCAAAAAAUAAUAUAUUGAAACAUUUUUGAUAGGUGAUGCAACGUUUUGUCUCUCCUGUUGCCACAUUCAAAAGGAGUUUUCAGCUCUUUAGAUAAAGUCUUGAUUUUCUUGGCCAUAUGGUAGUUUUCAAGAACAAAACUUAUUUAUAUUUUCUUUCUGUGUAUUGAUAGAUUGUUUGUCAAUUUCCCAUUUUGUACCAAAAAAUACCUGGAAAAAAAUGGUUUUCAGAUGUUAUUAAACAUUAGUCUGAGAUAGCAAUUCAUAAUGUUCAGUACUUUUUUUCUCUUUCUAAACCCAACAUCAAGUAAUUCCAUCGUAUGUUGUUUUACUUAUGUCAUUUUGUUUGUUAUAUCACCAUGCAUAAUAUGUUCUAUCCUGUUACCCAUUUUGUCUAUCCUGUUACCUACAGUAAUAUUGCAUUUUGUAUGUGCUAAAUUAUGAAGAGAAGGACCUUGAAACCUUUAAAUGAGUUCAAAUAACUAAACAUUUCAUUAUUUGUUAAAAAUAUGUUAUAUGGUUUUUGAAGACGUUUCAGUCAAAUAUUGUCUAUCACGUUACUGUAACGAUAGUAACAGGAUAGACAAAUUUUUUAAUGCUGUUGUGAAAUAACUGCUCCCUUUUAUGCAGUGAUAAUGUUUUUCUUCUGUGGUCUUGGUUUCCAACAUGUAAUUGCACUUUUUACAAGAAUAAUAUUGUUGUCAUUAAUAAAUUUAUUUGUAACAAGAUAAAAUGGUACACACUUAAUUUUUUUUCACUCAAUGUCUUGAAUUUUCUCUUCUCUACACUGUUAUGCAAGAAACAUCCUGCGUUCAAUUUUAAGAUGCUUUGUGCUUUUGAAAUCAUCACUGAAAAGUUCCAUAUUCAUAUGGAGAAACAAUUUAAUGGUUGAUCAAGUAUUGUAACAGGAUAGAUAUGCAUUUCACGAAUGCAGAUUGAAUUUAGUUUGUAGAAAAAAUAUUUAAAAAAUUUUACACUCUGAUUAGGGGAGGGUUGUUACAAACAUGUAACCCCUCCACAUUCUGUAUGCGCCUGUCCCAAGUAAGGAGCAUGUAAUUCAGGGGUAGUUGUUUCUUGCUGUAUAUCAUAUUUGUUUUUCAUCUAAUUUUUUUGUACAUAAAUCAAGGCCAUUAGUUAUCUCGUUUGAAUUGUCAUUUUGGGAAAUUUAUAGCUUACUAUGGGUUUAUUGCACUUUGUUUAAGGUCAUACGGUGGGUGACCUAUAGUUGAACUUCUACGUCAUUUGGUCUCUAGUGGAGAAUUCUCAUUGGCAAUUAUACUACAUCUUCUUAUUUCUAAAUUUAUAAAAAAUAUUGUUGAUUUGAAUAGGAGCAGAACUAUUUAUUUUCUUUUUUGCAUUAUUUUGCACCUUUAAUAUACCUAUAGAAAAAUGUUUAAAUGGUGAGAUGUAGUUUUGUUUACAAACAGCCUGACUUUGCAAUAAAAACUAUUUUGAAAGUUUUAUUUAUAUUUCAAAUUAUUUGAGAAUUAAAAUCUUGUUUUGUUUAUUUUAAUGAUUAUAACAAUGAGCUCUUCAACAGUCAAUUCCCUUGAAAGUAUAGGAUCCCUAAUUAUAUAACUAUAUGAAUAAUUGAUCACCAGUAAAAUAAAGUGAUGAUUAAAUGUAUAUAAUUACAAAUAAAACAUUGUAUAUGAUUUGAAUUUAUUAUAAAUUCUAUAUAAUAUCUAGGGCUAACAGAUAAACUUGUUAGUUUUAGACUGGAGCAGGAGUAACUUACCAUACACAUGUAUGUCAUGUUAAAAUGUGACAUGUUCGUGCUGAUAUAGUCAUAACAUGUCAUGAUCAUGAAUGAGCAAGAAAGAAGUUUUCAUUAAAGUAUUUCUACAGGACUCAGUGAUUUGUUGUUAAGUAUAGGAGUACAAGUCUUAUUGGAAUGAAUAAAGAGACUGUUUGUAUUUUAUUCCAUAUAAGCAUAUGAUAAAAUUAAUGGUUGCAGGAAACUACAGCAUGUGCUUUAUGUGAUUUAUUUGAAAGUUCACAACAACAAUUUUGUAUUGUGUUAGAAACUGGCAAAAUCAAUAAACUCGCAAAUGACUGAGGUCAUUGGGAGUAUUGGAUGCAGAGGAUCAUUGGAGUAUAGGAUGCAGAGGAUCAUUGGAGUAUAGGAUGCAGAGGAUCAUUGGAGUAUUGGAUGCAGUUAAAAUAAACAUUGUACAAUUAACAUUUAUAAAGUAAAAAAGAUUUGGAAGAAUAUUAGUUUAUUUAAUGCACUUGAUAAUGAAAAUAUAUACAAUAUAACAUUGAAAUGAUUUACUUUGUUGAUUAUAUAUAUAAAUGUUUGUGGUACAAAGAACCAAUACAAUUUGAAAUAAAUAUGUAUUAUAAAUAGUUAA
This is a messenger RNA of Mytilus californianus (California mussel), 9901 nucleotides long. Its product is annotated as TNF receptor-associated factor 3-like. NCBI's taxonomy places the organism in Eukaryota, Metazoa, Mollusca, Bivalvia, Mytilida, Mytilidae. Gene Ontology annotation, biological process: tumor necrosis factor-mediated signaling pathway; regulation of apoptotic process; regulation of canonical NF-kappaB signal transduction. Gene Ontology annotation, cellular component: plasma membrane signaling receptor complex. Bases 205 to 1998 code for a protein of 597 amino acids. The record is from RefSeq and is a predicted model, not a curated record. Gene Ontology annotation, molecular function: protein binding; zinc ion binding. The transcript has 11 exons.